Cryptococcus amylolentus CBS 6039 is the source of this 1653-nucleotide messenger RNA. RefSeq lists its product as hypothetical. The transcript has 19 exons. Gene Ontology annotation, molecular function: transmembrane transporter activity. The coding region runs from base 1 to 1536 and encodes 511 amino acids. Lineage: Eukaryota; Fungi; Basidiomycota; Tremellomycetes; Tremellales; Cryptococcaceae. The record is from RefSeq and is a predicted model, not a curated record. Gene Ontology annotation, cellular component: membrane. Gene Ontology annotation, biological process: transmembrane transport.
AUGGUCAAGGGCAAGACAGAAACCCUCACGGAGCGCGCCGAGACAGUUCUUUACGAAGGCGAUACUGACCUUGCCAUACCAGCCGCGUAUCAGGCUGCCCCCAAGCUCACAUGGAAAGGUCGUAUUUGGGACACGUUUGAUGCCCCUGCCAAUGAGAGGAAGCUUCUCUUCAAGCUAGAUGCUGUCCUUUUGGUGUUUGGCUGCCUUGGGUGGUUCAUCAAGAAUCUUGAUCAAGAAAAUCUCGCCACUGCUUUCGUCUCGGGUAUGAAGGAAGACCUCGAUAUGUACCAGAAUCAGUACACGACCGCGACCACCAUGUGGACCGUCGGAUACUGCAUCGGACAAAUCCCGUCAAAUAUCAUCCUCUUAUACGUCUCGCCUCGAUAUUGGAUCCCGGCGCUCGAAAUUGUCUGGGGCUUGUGUACUCUUCUGACAUACCGUGUUUCCAACUAUCGAUCGCUUUACGCCCUCCGGUUCUUUGUUGGAUUGGCUGAGGCUGGCAUGUAUCCUGCUUUGCACUGGAUCCUGGGCUCCUACUACAAGCCUCAUGAGCUCUCCAAACGUGCAGCUCUCCUUGGUACCUCAGCUGGACUCGGCACACUCUUUUCAUCUAUCCUACAAGCUGCCGCCUACACCAACCUUGACGGUGUCCAUGGAAUCGCCGGAUGGCGAUGGCUGUUUAUCAUCGAUGCUGUCAUCACUCUCCCAAUCGCAGUCAUGGGUUUGGUCUUCCUUCCUGCUGUCCCUGGUCAUUCGGGCAACAAGCCUUCAUUCUGGUUAUCUCAAGAGGAUCUCGACCUCGCCAAAGCACGUAUGGACUCGGUCGGACGAGCACCCGUCCGCCGUCUCUCCUGGAAACGCGUGCUCGGCUACGCAAAGACCUGGCACUUUUACAUCUUGCCCCUCAUGUACAUGAUCUGGAACAACUCUAUCAAGUUUACGGGUAUCAUGUCGUUCUGGCUCAAAAGCGCGGACAAUCCUGUUCAGCGAGGUGUUGCCGAAAGGCAACAUUUGGUAAUGCCUGGUAUCGUGACUGGCUGGCUCGGAGCCUGGCUCUCUGAUGGCGCAUUCCGAGGCCGCCGAUGGCCACCUAUCCUACUUGCUAACCUUUGGAGCUUUGUGAUAGCCGUGGCUAUUGUCAACAUCCCUCUGUGGGCAAACCUCCCUGCCCAUUUUGCUUUGUAUUAUUUGAGCGGGGCAGGCACCAACUUCGCCGGAUUAUACUUUGCAUGGAUCAAUGAGAUCUGCGGAGCCGAUGCCGAAAAGCGUGCUUUGAUCUUAGCUAUGAGCAACGAUGCCAGCUUUGUGCUUCAAAGUAUCGUACCCAAUUUCGUAUGGAAGCAAGUCGAUUACCCGAAGGCGACCAAAGGUCUGUGGUAUACUGCUGGGCUCUGCUUCGCGUUAAAUUUCAUCAUUCUCUUGGUUCGAUACUUGCACAACCGAGACAAGAGAUUUGCUAUCCGAGCCGCUGGCGAGGUUGGAGACGAGGAAGGAUUCUCGCCCAGUGAGAGUAAGGAGGAUGUCAAGGCUCUAUAAGGUUGUCUCAUAAGGUAUUCUGUCUGUUAUCCUAGGGGGUAUCUUUCCUUCUGGGGGUUAUAUUUCGGGUAGUAGUGUCAUGCGGGCUCUUUCCGGUAUCAAAGAUUCAUGCAGCAG